AUGGUGGCUCAGAUAAUCGGCGAGUUGUUUGCAGUAUUUGUAUUAUGGUCGGGGAACGUGAUCAGGCAGGAAGAGCUCAAUCCGGCCACUCAUAUUUACACCUAUCGGCAGUCUGGCCUGUACUCGCAUCACGGAAUCUACAUCGGAGAGGAUAAUAUAAUUCACUUCACAAGAACGGGAGUCAACAAGACCUCCCUUGAUUCCUUCCGGCGAGAAGGCGAGAAACUCCAUUCCCUCCACUCAUAUGCAUAUGGUCGACCACUGCUGGAGUAUUGGCUGAUGAGAUGGGGGACCCGCACAACCUUACCUGACGCCAAAUUGCCCGAGGAAGUCAUUAACAAGGCUUGGGAGCUUUACGAGGGCAACAGUUUUGGCAAGUACGACCUCAUCAAUAACAACUGUGAGCAUUUCGCUGUGUUUUGUAGGACCGGAGUUCGGGCAAGCGCACAAACAGCGUUGGUCAGCAUUGGUCAGCAUAGGGCCAAGGAGGUCAAAGAAUGGAUAAUGAAGCUUCUGCAUAGAAUUAAGCUCAAGUGA
Messenger RNA from Eucalyptus grandis, 537 nucleotides. Its product is annotated as lecithin retinol acyltransferase-like. Bases 1 to 537 code for a protein of 178 amino acids. The transcript is spliced from 2 exons. The record is from RefSeq and is a predicted model, not a curated record. NCBI's taxonomy places the organism in Eukaryota, Viridiplantae, Streptophyta, Magnoliopsida, Myrtales, Myrtaceae.